AUGUCUGAGCGGAGCAAUUACUCCUACAACGGGCCGCGCCCCAACCCGUUAUACGGCGGCCCGAAGGCCUCUAAAGCCACCAGCUCUAGCAGCCAGAACCCCUCGUGGGUGCGUCGCGAGCCGUCCGCGUCGCACGCCUAUAGCGACUCAAACUGCUCCCCCGGCUCCUCGCCCGCACGCAGCAACCGCAGCGGCGGAGGCCCGUACUACGCGCCGCAGUAUGAAAACCCCGGGUAUACCGUCGAGACUCCAGGACACUAUAACGGGUUCGGAACGGGCCCCGGUUCUGUCGGCGGAAGCUCCAUCCCCGCGGCGUCGCCCUACCGCCCGACCGCGUCCUAUUUCGUGCAGACGCCCGCGCAUUCCGACCGCGCGGGGCUUUUCAGCUCGCCCGGGUCGUCCGCGCCGUCGUCGCCGCGCUUCGGCGACGAAGACGCGCGGAGCAUGCGAUCCGGACGAGGGGGCGCGUCCGUUGCGAUCAACGGUGGCGACGGCGACGACGACUACGACGAUUUUUACCCGGAUCACCUGCGCGACGCGGACCGGCGACGCAAGUGGUGGAUCGCAUUCUGGGCGUAUACGUCGUUGAUCGUCGGACUGCUGCUGGUCGCAGGCGCGAUCGUGUGCUGGAUCAUCUUCCAACCGACGGAACCAACGUACACUUUCGACUACGUGGCGGUGAACCAGUUUACUGUAUACCAGGACAUGCUUGACGGUAACGGAAUGGCGACGGACCAUCUGUACGCCAACAUGACGUUCAUCUUCUCUAUACGCAACCCCAACACGCGGUUUAACACGUGGUUCGACGGCGGCGAUCUCUCCAUCAGCUAUCACAACAUGGCGAAUAUCAUGAAGACAACGCUGCCGACCUUCCAGCAGGAGCAACUCGAGUGGUCCAGCUUCAACCGCUCGCUCUCAACCAUGGCGUUUCCCUUUAUUUACCUUUCUCCCUCUCCCCUCCAUUCCCUCUCUCUUUUGUCCCCCUUCCCACUCUUCCCCUCCCUCCCUCCCCCGCCCCACCACCAGCUGCCGACCUUCCAGCAGGAGCAACUCGAGUGGUCCAGCUUCAACCGCUCGCUCUCAACCAUGGCGUUUCCGCUGUACGCAGGGGGGACGUUCAUGCGCGCGGACAUGGCGGAGCAGUUCGUUCCGCUGAAGCUGAACGCGACGCUCAACAGCCACGUGGACGUGGCGUGGAAGAUCAUCCAGCCGAAAUACUCGCAGCUGCUGGAGUGCGUGGUGAACAUUAACCCCGCAUCUCUACAGUACAUUAACGACACGUGCACGCUUACAAUGCUUAGCAAAAAGGUCUAG
Molecule: messenger RNA, 1314 nt
Organism: Closterium sp. NIES-65
Lineage: Eukaryota; Viridiplantae; Streptophyta; Zygnematophyceae; Desmidiales; Closteriaceae
Source: the annotation of a GenBank genome assembly